CUGUUAGCGCGGCGCUAGUACCGGGAUGCGUUCUGUAACCAUGGCUACGCACACUUCCGGGUUCCCAUAUCCGGCCGUUGUGUCCUGUCACCAGCAGUGCUGACACCGAAAACUUUAAGAUGUCAUCAGAUGAAGAGAUUACUAGAAGUCCUGAUUUACCAAAAGAUUCAGACCAUGGCAGUUCAGUGUCUUCAGAUUUCCAGGAUGAAUAUGACCAGCUUCUUCGUUACGCUGUGGUAACUCCAAAGUUUGGGUCUCAUUUCCUCAGGGAACAUCAAACGACUGCUGAGCAAACCACAAGUGACAGGUUUUCAGGUCCCAGAGAAUCUGUGCGUGAACAACAGGCUCCAGAAAGAAGCCAAUCUUCAUCCACGCCAGACCUUCCACAACAUUCAGAAAGAGAGAUUCAAUUAGAAAAUCCUGCAACUACAGCAGAUCUUCUAGGACCAAGGAAUCAACAAGAUCAGAUCGUAUUUCAGAGAUCGCCAUUUCAUUCAGGCAUGGAGGCCUUCUCUCCGCUUCACUCUGAGGAAAUGUCUCUUCAUGGGUCCUCCUCUUCCUCUACAAGGUCACAUGUGGAACAGGUCAGAGUAACAGAGCUCCCCGUCUCUGCUGAAAACAUGCAACAGGUGGAAGAUUUGCUUGACCUAUGGAGUGGUAAUCUUAAGACAAAUAUGAUGACUGAGUUAAGGAAAUGGAAACUUACAAUAAUUGAGAAUCACAAACUGGAGAUGAAGCAACAGAGUGAAAAGCAUGCUGAGCACAUUACUCAUUGGAGCAGCCAGAUAGACAACCUCAAGGGCUUGCUGCAGACCUAUGAGACAUCUAUACGCAGGAAGGAUGAGGUCAUUUCUAACCUGACCCAUGCACUGGAGAAGCACAAGGAAAAGAUCGAGCUCAUGCGAGCUUUUACCCACUGGCGACUUCAGCAGAUAGAAGCCAGACAAGAGGAUUAUGCAUGCAGUCUGGCUGAUAGACAUUACAGAAAGGUAUUACUAAAGAAUAGCUGGAGAACCUGGCACUCGGUUAUUGAAGUAAAUUGGAAAUACAAAGUGGAGCAGGCAUGUCGAGCUCGAGCUGAAGAAGUGUGCAUUCAGUUGACUAAUGACUAUGAAGCAAAGGUUGCACAGCUGAAUGGAGCCAUAGAAGAUGCAAAAUCAGAAGUACAGAGACUUCUUGUGGAGAGAGACCACUUUGAGGGCACAAUGAAGAAAGCCUUCAUGCGGGGAGUUUGUGCAUUAAACAUGGAGGCAAUGUCAAUGUUUCAAGAGAGAGAAACCCACAUGGGCCAUGCAGAUCUUCCAUCAAGGAGGGACGACCUUGGCUCUAAUCCUUCUGUAACAUUUCAGCAACCACCGGCUUCCGCUCCUCUGAUCUCCUCCCAACACGAUGUCCUCUCUCCUGUCCACUCUCCAGCUGGCCCCUCACCUUCUGAGCAAAAUUUUAGACCUCACUUUGGUCUAUCAAGUAUUUCCCAUUCUAAGGAUGAUGGAAGCACUCCAGUUGUAAUAUCUGCUACUACAUCUGGAUCGAGUAUAUUAUCCUCACAGAAGCUGCCAAUGACAAGAAUUGUAACAUCAGCUCAGCAGAAGGCUGGAAGGACGAUAACAGCCCGGGUGACUGGCCGUUCAGAUCUAACACAGAAGAUGAGUAAGACCGGGACCAGCAUCACCUCUAUGGGGGUCUCCCCGCCAAUGAGCUCCAUUGUGGUUGAGAAACAUCAUCCAAUUACUCAGCAAACAAUCGCUCAGGCCACGGCAGCAAAGUACCCCCGUUCAGCACUACAGAGUUCCAACUCCAUGAGUGGCAGAGGGACCGGGCACAGUACACGAGUCUCCCACGUUCACGGCAGUGUCCAUUCCAUAAAAGUCGUCGAGUGAUCUGCUUCAGCCCCAGCUCAGCGAGAGCGAGGAACGUCUCGGGGUGUAUCUAGAAGUGUGGUAUCCUUCUCACCAGGUGAUGGCAGAUUUCAUUAGAUGGAUCAACCAAUUCCUCAGUUUUAUAUAUUCCUAUCCCUGUCUUACUGCUUGCAGUGAUAAAGAGUGCCUUAAUGUUGUAUAAUAUUUAUCACCAAUUCAUUUUUAUGUUUUCAAAAUGAUCUAUUUGCCAAACUAAAAAGAACUGUGAACCUGUCAAUAUGCAGUUAAAGUGGCAUUAAAACCAAAAACAAACCUUUAUCGCAUUGCGGCUUACCAAUUCUUAGAUGUGAUGGCUGCAUUAGUCUUUAGUCUUUUUUUUUUUUUUUUGAGGCAUUCUUUCUUUUAUUUUUCACCUGGCAACCCUGCCAGUAACUCUGUUGUUUUUCAAAAGAACAAGCUUAUUUCCAGAUGUAUCCGUUUACAUGGAUCAGACAAACCAUUUAACACUGACGGGUGCUUGCAAUGAUUGGCUUUUUUUAUUUAUGCAAGACCUUGAUCAUAAAAGGAGAAAAAAACAUUUACUCUAACUGAUUAUAAAGUGUUGGUUAAAGUUCACCUUCAGCUUGUUACAGCAUUUAAAUCUGCUAGUACAUCUAAGUGCAGGAGCGAACUUGAGUCGCACCGAUUAGAAUGAUUCCUUUUUUAGUUUAAAGCGGAGCUCCGCUGAAAAAAAUAUAUUAAAAGCCAGCAGCUACAAAUACUGCAGCUGCUGACUUUUAAU
Messenger RNA from Rana temporaria (common frog), 2640 nucleotides. It is a transcript of the gene POC5, whose product is annotated as POC5 centriolar protein. The transcript has 13 exons. NCBI's taxonomy places the organism in Eukaryota, Metazoa, Chordata, Amphibia, Anura, Ranidae. The coding region runs from base 120 to 1880 and encodes 586 amino acids. The record is from RefSeq and is a predicted model, not a curated record. Gene Ontology annotation, cellular component: centrosome.